Molecule: messenger RNA, 3216 nt
Organism: Alternaria triticimaculans
Lineage: Eukaryota; Fungi; Ascomycota; Dothideomycetes; Pleosporales; Pleosporaceae
Exons: 3
Coding region: 1-3216 (1071 amino acids)
Biological process (GO): protein phosphorylation
Molecular function (GO): protein kinase activity; ATP binding
Source: RefSeq, a predicted model, not a curated record
AUGCACUUUCCCUCACCAACCGGACCCCACAGCUAUCGACUCGACAGCACCCACUUCUCCCACCUCCAGGAGCUCCGCCGCUCUCUGUCGCGCUCACCCUCCAAACAGUCGCGCUUCCAGCUCCGCAACUCCGACACGCCCCGCUCUCCCAUCUCGCCCCUCGCCAUUGCGCGCGCAUUCUCUCCCAAGGCGAACAAGGUUACCAGCCCCAUCGCCAACUUCCCUGAGUCACCACUAGCGCAAGCUGCACCGGCCAAGAAGAAGUUCUCCUUGCGACGCUCAGGCCCUUUCCGGUCAUCGCCGCGCACGCGCAACAGCAACUCCAAGAGUCCCCGGCGACGCGCCUUGGCCGAGACCUCCGACGUGGGCAACGCGACGCCCUUCAUUACGCGACACUCGCCCGGCCAAGAAAACAUCCCCGCGCGACGCCCAAGCGCAGAGUCCCCGGACACCAUGGACAUGGACAAGCGACUAGAAGUCGACGACAAGCCCAUCAAGUUCGAGUUUGCGCGCCGCCCCGAGCUGUCGCCCGCGCCACCAGCAAAGUCGAGCCCGCUCAAGCGCAAUGACGGACUGAUGAACCUCAGCGGUUCGCCCGGAUCCAGUCCCAUGGCAAAGCGCCGGAGCCUGCAUGGCGUGUCGAGCCUCGGAAACGACUUCGAGAGCAUAUUCGACCCGUCCCCCGCACCGCGCAUCUCUGCCGAUGAGAGCUCGCGCUUGUACAACGACAUGACGAACGGCUUCUCCUUCAACAGCUCACCUAUUUCGGGUGCUACAUCACCAGUCCGCCGCACAACGUCACUGCGCAGGUCGACCCUAUCACAGCGAUCCAACACCCCGCGGAAGCCGAGCAACGAUGGCGAGUUCGCAAUGCCUGGGCCGGCUGCCUCCAAGACGCGCAACCGCAUGUCCCUCGACAGCACCGUCAACUCAACCACCCAAACACCGCCCGUCCAGACGCCUUUCCGCAAGUCUACCUUUGACGCCGGGCGCAUGGGCUUGCCAACGCCAUUCCCCCGCGGAGCCGGUGCAGCACAGCCGCACCCACUCUCACACGCGCAUACACCAUCUUCUGCUUCAUCCAGCCUGAGCGGCACACCAAUGGCUCCUCCCCGGGCUCCAGCCGUUCAAUGGGGCGGCCCUGCAUUCCCCCCGCCUCCGAUGCCCAACAACCCACACUUCUCUCGCUCACUUCCCAUCGGUAUCGGGCGCCCACAUGCCCCAGAUGGCGAGCAGUCGACGCAAGACUCGUUCGACACGCCCUUCAAGAUUGCGCCACCGGCACCUGUCGCCUUCUCGACCGGCCUUCUGUCCAAGAAGAACCGCAAUGCGGAUGAGCCUGCAGCAGGAGGCAUCUAUGUCAUGCCCGACACGCCAUCCAAGCGCCAGUCUUUCCCCCCUGCCGCAGCAGACCGCACUGUCAACCUUGACACACCCUUGGUCAAGAGGAGUGGCAGUCUCUUUGGCAAUGAAGCUCGCCCGCAACAUCAGUUCGGCACGCCUAGCACACCGUUCAGUGCAAACGUAUCCAAGUUUUCAACAGAGGCUUUCGGCAGUCGACCAAGCAUCUUCGGUGGUAUGAGCGGUACCAUGCAACGCCGAGGCAGCUUUGUGAGUAUCGACGGAGAUAACGAUGAGGAUGUCCAGCCGGACACACAAUCACCGACAGCGAACCGGAUGGGCGACAGUCAAUCCAGCGCGGAUGACAUGCCACCCACACCGACCAAGCCCAGUCAUGGGUCCAGCCGUCGUUCAAAGGAGAGCAGCCUGCGACGUAAGACGUUCCGCUCGCGCCCUUCCAUUGGUCAAGACACAUUUGCAGUACCCGACAAUGAUGGUCGGCCAACGACAGCUGGAAGCCUCUUUGGCGCACCAUCACCACAGACUCCCGCGCACGAGUCUUUCGCCCCUCUUGAUGCGAGCAAGCUGUCGAUCUCCGGUAACCGACGGGGAUCGUUCCCUUUCAACAGCAGCUUUGGCUCCUUUGCGCCCGCCACACCGACAACGCCACGUGACUCCGGCUUCUUUGGAAGUGUCCAAGGAGCCAUCCCCAUCGGUCUAACAAAGAACGACGUGGAUGAGUCCUUGAGUGAACGAUUCCAUGAGAUCAAGCCUCUCGAUGGCGGAGAGGGCGAAUUCUCUACAGUGUACCGUGUGAGUCAGCCGGUCAAGGUCUCGCCGCUGAGGUCGCCCGCCGGCAGCCAAGUAUGGGUUGUAAAGAAGUCGAAGAAGGCCUACAUUGGCGCAGGAGACCGUCAGAAGAAGAUGCGUGAGGUCGACAUCCUCUACGCUCUCCAGGGCCACGAGCACGUGUUGGACAUCAAGACCCACUGGGAAUUUGACCAACACCUAUACAUCCAGACCGAGUAUUGCGAGGGCGGUAACUUGAGGAAAUACCUCGACACCGUUGGCUUUAAUAGCCGUCUCGAUGACUUCCGCAUCUGGAAGAUCCUGCUCGAACUUCUGAUGGGUCUCAAAUCCAUUCACGAUGCUGGCUACAUCCAUCUCGACCUUAAGCCUGCUAACAUCCUCAUCGACUUUGAGGGUGGACUGAAGAUUGCCGACUUCGGUUUAGCGAGUCAGUGGCCAGCUCCAGCUGGUAUUGAUGGCGAAGGCGACCGCCACUACCUUGCACCCGAGCAACUCUCUGGUCGGUUCGAUAAGCCUGCCGACGUCUUUGCCCUUGGCAUGAUGCUGGCCGAAAUUGCCGGCAACUGCGUAAUUCCUGAGAACGGCGACUACUGGCAAAAGCUACGAUCGGGCGAGUUCGAGAACGUGCUUCCCAGUCUGACUUGGAGCGCCGACAGCAGCACACUUAGUCGGGACUCCCAUGGCGACCCGGUCUCUGAGCCAGCGAGGCCUUCUAUGGAUGGCUUCCUCAUGUCGGACGCCGCAGAAGACUCAAUGGCGUCCAUUACAGUCAAGCCAGCCUCUAACCCUGAGGAGGAGCUGGCCCGUGCACCUUCAUUCAUGGUGCAGCGCAACGACCCUAACUCGAUGGACCACGUCGUCUACGCCAUGCUGAACCGAGACCCCGACAUGCGACCAACUGCCGAGCAAGUCCUUCAAUGCUACGGUUGCCGAUGGGUUGAGUCAAGACGCCGCGCUGGUGCCACCAUCUACGAAGGCAAUUUCGGACCCAGCGAUGAAGUCCUUGCCACUUACGCCGAUGAACACCAGGACGGCCUCUUCGAGGAUAUGAUGGAUAUGAGCUAA